CCCCACCCAUUCGCCAUCACCGUGUUCGAGGACAGCCUCUACUGGACCGACUGGCACACCAAGAGCAUCAACAGCGCCAACAAGUUCACCGGCAAGAACCAGGAGAUCAUCCGCAACAAGCUGCACUUCCCCAUGGACAUCCACACCCUGCACCCGCAGAGGCAGCCCGCAGGCGGCAGGAACCGCUGUGGCGCCAACAACGGGGGCUGCAGCCACCUGUGUCUCCCCAGCAACAAGACGCACACCUGCGCCUGUCCCACCGGCUUCAAGAAGGUGGACCACUCCAACUGUGCCAGCGGUCUUGACAAGUUCCUGCUUUUUGCCCGAAGGACGGACAUCCGACGAGUCAGCUUCGAUACAGAGGACAUGUCCGAUGAUGUCAUCCCUCUGGCCGACGUGCGCAACGCCUUGGCGCUGGACUGGGACGCCAAGGACGGCUACAUCUACUGGACGGACGUCACCACCGACUCCAUCAACAGGGCGCUGUGGAACGGCACCGGGCAGGAGGUGGUGGUGGACACCAGUCUGGAGAGCCCAGCCGGUUUGGCGAUUGACUGGCUGACCAGCAAGCUGUACUGGACCGAUGCCGGCACGGAUCGCAUCGAGGUCUCCAACGCCGACGGGAGCAUGCGGACGGUCCUGAUCUGGGAGAACCUGGACCGGCCCAGGGACAUCGUCGUGGACCCGAUCGGAGGUUUCAUGUACUGGACCGACUGGGGCGCCAACCCAAAGAUCGAGCGCGCGGGAAUGGACGCCUCCAGUCGAAUCGUCAUCAUCUCGUCCAACCUGACGUGGCCCAACGGGCUCGCCAUCGACUACGAGACCAAGCGCCUGUACUGGGCCGACGCCGGCAUGAAGACCAUCGAAUUUGGCAACUUUGAUGGCUCCGACCGACAGGUUUUGAUUGGCAGCCAGCUGCCGCACCCCUUCGGCCUGACCGUGCACGAGGACAAGCUGUACUGGACGGACUGGCAGUCCAAGAGCAUCCAGAGCGCCGACAAGCUCACCGGCUUGGGGCGACGCACGCUCGCCGAAAACCUGGAGAACCUCAUGGACAUUCACAUGUUCCACCGCCACCGCCAGACAGUGCGUAACCCGUGUGCUCUGAAUAAUGGAGGCUGCAGCCACCUCUGUCUCCUGGCUCCUGCUCCCAAAGCCUCCAGCUGUGCCUGUCCCACCGGGAUCAACCUGCAGACGGAUGGGAAGACCUGCACGCCCGGAAUGAGCAGCUUUCUCAUCUUCGCACGGAGGACCGACAUCAGGAUGGUUUCUUUGGACAUCCCCUAUUUUGCCGAUGUGGUUCUGGCCGUCAACAACUCCAUGAAGAACACCAUCGCCAUCGGGGUCGACCCUAAAGAAGGAAAAGUGUACUGGUCCGACAGCACGCUGAAGAAAAUCAGCAGAUCCAACAUCAACGGGAAAGCGCAAGAAGAAAUCGUAUCUACAGGGUUGGUGACGACCGACGGCCUGGCGGUGGAUGCUGUCGGCAGGAAGAUCUACUGGACGGACACGGGCACCAACCGCAUCGAGGUGGCCAACCUGGACGGAUCCAUGAGGAAAGUCCUCGUGUGGCAAAACCUGGACAGCCCUCGAGCCAUCGCCCUCUACAACGAGAUGGGUUACAUGUACUGGUCGGACUGGGGAGAGCACGCCAAGCUGGAGCGCUCGGCGAUGGACGGUUCGGACCGCACGGUCCUCAUCAGCAACAACCUGGGCUGGCCCAACGGGCUGGCCAUCGACAUGGCCGGCUCGCAGCUGCUGUGGGCCGACGCCCACACCGAGCGCAUCGAGGCGGCCGACCUGAACGGGCAGAACCGCCGCACCCUGGUGACCCCGGUCCAGCACCCGUACGGCCUGACCCUGCUGGGACCCCACAUCUACUGGACCGACUGGCAGAGCCGCAGCAUCCAGCGGGCCGACAAGAGCACCGGGACCAACGCCAUCACGGUGCGAGCCAACCUGCCGGGCCUGAUGGACAUCCAGGCCGUGGACCGGGAGCGGCCCCUCGGCUUCAACAGGUGCGGCCGUGGGAACGGGGGCUGCACCCACCUGUGCCUGCCCCGUCCCAACGGCACGUCCUGCGCCUGCCCCACCGGCAUCCUGCUCAAGGGGGACGGCAGGUCGUGCGAGGACUCCCCCGAGUCGUACCUGCUCUUCUCCAACCGCGUCAGCGUGCGCAGGAUCUCCCUGGACACCGACGACCACACCGACGUGCACGUGCACGUGCCCGAGCUGCACAACGUCAUCUCCCUGGAUUACGACAGCGUGGACGCCAAGCUCUACUACACCGACGUUACCCUGGACGUGAUACGGCGUGCGAACCUGGACGGCAGCGGCAUGGAGACGGUGAUCAGCCAGGGCCUGAAGACCACGGACGGGCUGGCUAUCGACUGGGUGUCCAGGAACAUGUACUGGACCGACACCGGGCGCAACACCAUCGAGGUGGCCCGCCUGGACGGGACCAGCCGCAAGGUCCUGGUCAACAACAGCCUGGAUGAGCCCCGGGCCAUCGCCGUGUUCCCCAGCAAAGGCUUCCUGUUCUGGACCGACUGGGGUCACAUUGCAAAGAUCGAGCGCUCCCACCUGGACGGCUCGGACCGGAAGGUUCUAAUCAACACCGACCUGGGCUGGCCCAACGGCCUCACGCUGGACUACGACACCAGAAGGAUCUUCUGGGUGGACGCGCACUUGGACAGGAUCGAGAGUUCGGACCUGAACGGGAAACUGCGGCAGGUCCUCGUCAGCCCGGUGUCCCACCCCUUCGCCCUCACACAGUUGAAGCCGGUGUCCUCCCCUCUAACCCAUUUCUCCCGACUCUCGCAGCAAGACCGCUGGAUCUACUGGACGGACUGGCAGACUAAGUCCAUCCAGCGGGUGGACAAACACACGGGCCGCAACAAGGAAACCGUGCUGGCCAACGUGGAGGGCCUCAUGGACAUUAUAGUGGUAUCGCCUCACAGGCAGACGGGUACCAACCUCUGUGGGGUGAAUAACGGCGGCUGCACUCACCUUUGCUUCGCCAAGACCAACAGCUUCGUGUGCGCCUGCCCCGAUGAACCCGACGGGCGCCACUGCUCCACCAUUUCAGGUUACAUCCCCACCUCUCCUGCUAGAGGGACCAGCAGCACACCUGUGCCCAACAGGAUGCCCCACGCUCCGACAGACACUCCACACGGUGGACCCUCACUGGUCAACUGCACUGACAAGAACCCAAACGUGGAGGGCUGCCUGAGCAACGUGGUGACGGCUCCUCACGGGGAAGGACUUCACAUCAGCUACGUGAUCGGGGGAGUUCUGACCAUCCUGGCCAUCCUGAUCCUCAUUGCUGCUUUGAUUAUUUACAGGCACAAGAAGUCAAAGUUUGCCGACCCGGGAGUGAGCAACCUGACCUACAGUAACCCCUCGUAUCGGACGUCCACCCAAGAGGUCAAGAUCGAGGCGUCGCAAAAGCCCCCGAUAUACAACCAGCUCCGAUAUAAGAAAGAGCUCUCUCAUCCCUACAACUCCCUCUCUCCCUUUAUCUUUUGACCCACUUGUCCCGCGGAGAGGGCGGGGUGGACGGAGGCUACACCAAGGAGAAGAUCCGCAUCGUGGAGGGCGUGUGCCUGCUGUCCAGCGAGGAGCUUUACUGGGACGACCUAAAACAGAUCAAGCCGUCCCGCGGCGGCGGCGGCCUGCACGCCUGCAUG
This is a messenger RNA of Pungitius pungitius (ninespine stickleback), 3689 nucleotides long. It is a transcript of the gene lrp4, whose product is annotated as low density lipoprotein receptor-related protein 4. The record is from RefSeq and is a predicted model, not a curated record. The coding region runs from base 133 to 3528 and encodes 1131 amino acids. NCBI's taxonomy places the organism in Eukaryota, Metazoa, Chordata, Actinopteri, Perciformes, Gasterosteidae. The transcript has 25 exons.